AGUUCAUUGCUUAAGAUGCAUGUGUUGGUUGUGUUAUGCAUUUCGUCAGUGGUUCUUUUUGCCUGUGUAAAUGGCGCUGUUCCACCGUCAUGUGACAGUGAAAUAUACUGCACUGGGCCCAUCUUGCAUCAGGUACAGGAAGCUAAACUGUUUGAUGAUGACAAGUACUUUGUUGACAUGAAACUGAGGGAAACUCCUGAUGUUGUUUUGUCUGCGUUUCACAAUCUUUCAAAUGACUCGCCAAACACCACUGUACCGCCUGCCAAACUGCAGGAGUUCCUCAAUACUUACUUUGAGAAACCAGGGACUGAGUUUGAGUCAUGGACACCACCAGACUGGCAUGAAAAGCCAAAGUUCCUGGGAGGAAUAGCAGACCAAGAACUACGCAGCUGGGCUGAAAAGAUACACGAUCUGUGGAAGCUUCUGGGCAGAAAGAUCCACACUGGUGUUAAAGAUCACCCAAAGCUCUACUCGCAGAUAUACACCCCACAUCCUGUUGUUGUGCCAGGAGGGCGCUUUAGGGAACUCUACUACUGGGACUCCUACUGGGUUAUCAAUGGGCUCCUGCUGUCAGAAAUGACAGCCACAGCCCGUGGGAUGAUUCAAAACUUCCUCUACCUUGUCAACAGAUAUGGCUUCAUUCCAAAUGGUGGGCGGAUUUACUAUGAAAGGCGCAGUCAGCCUCCAUUCCUCACUCUAAUGGUGGAGAGCUACUAUCAAGCAACCAAGGAUAAAGAGUUCCUCAGAGCAGCUUUGCCAGCACUGGAACAGGAGUACCAAUUUUGGAUGCAGAACCGCUCUGUGACUUUGAAAUUAAAUGGGACAGAGCAUGUGCUGAACCGAUAUGAUGUAAAGGUGGGCUUGCCCAGGCCUGAAUCCUACACAGAUGAUCUGGAACUAGCGGAAGGACUCACCAAUGACCGUAAGGAGAAGCUGUGGAUGGAUCUGAAAGCGGGUGCAGAGUCUGGCUGGGACUUCUCAUCCCGCUGGUAUAUAAACGGUGACGGCCACAACAACGGCACCCUGGGGGAUACCAGCACCAGUCAGAUCCUGCCUACUGACCUCAAUGCUCUUCUGUGCCUCAAUGAGAAGACUCUUGCUUCAUUUCACAGGAUACUGGGUGAUGGUGACUCAGCUGCACUGUAUGACCAGGCUACAGCCCGCAGGCUGGAGGCGAUAGAGUCUGCGCUGUGGGAUGCUGAGAGGGGUGCCUGGUUUGACCACAACCUAGUGACGCACACCAAACACUUUGAGUUUUACCUCUCCAACCUGGCACCUGUUUGGGCACAGUGCUAUUCUCAGCCUGAGAUGGGAGAGAAGGCAGUACAGUAUCUGAAGGGGAGUGGUGCUCUCCAAUUUCCCAAUGGAGUUCCAACAUCGCUGAGAGAGUCUGGGCAGCAGUGGGACUAUCCUAACGCAUGGCCUCCUUUACAACACAUGCUCAUUGAUGGUUUAUUAAAACUGCCUUCAGAGGAUGCUCAACAACUAGCAUUUGAUUUGGCCCAGCGCUGGAUCAGGACAAAUUGGUUGGCAUACAUGAAGUAUGAUGCCAUGUUUGAAAAGUAUGAUGUGAACGGCGAUGGCAAACCUGGUGGUGGAGGAGAAUAUGAAGUUCAGCUGGGUUUUGGCUGGACCAAUGGCGUGGCCCUGCAGCUCCUGAACCAGUAUGGGGCGACUCUCACCUCAGGAAGCGGGCGAGUGUCUUCUGGCCUCCUGCUGCCUCUAGUCGUCUCAGCCGCUAUCAUGCUCCAGUGAAACAGAGGUGACGAAAGAGCCUGACUGGAGGUUGG
Epinephelus moara (kelp grouper) is the source of this 1790-nucleotide messenger RNA. It is a transcript of the gene treh, whose product is annotated as trehalase (brush-border membrane glycoprotein). The record is from RefSeq and is a predicted model, not a curated record. Gene Ontology annotation, biological process: trehalose catabolic process. NCBI's taxonomy places the organism in Eukaryota, Metazoa, Chordata, Actinopteri, Perciformes, Serranidae. The coding region runs from base 16 to 1755 and encodes 579 amino acids. Gene Ontology annotation, molecular function: alpha,alpha-trehalase activity. The transcript is spliced from 15 exons.